CACUGCCUCUUCCUCUCUUCCCCCCUAAAAACCUCCUGCCAUCCUCAGUUUUUCUCUUGUUUUGGUCCUCACCCAAACGCAACCAUAAGGUUCCUACCGCAUCCUCCUCCUCCUUCUUCCCUCUCCUUCCGCUCGAGUAUAUCCCGUUUUUUCGGUUUGGUUUGGUCCCGCAAAUUUUCAAAUAUUUACUUCCUGUACAUCAAGAGGAAAGGGGGUCCCCCUUUCAUGGAAUGCGGAAACAUGGGUCUGUUCGACCGCGGAGUCCAGAUGCUGCUGACCACGGUGGGAGCCUUCGCGGCCUUCAGCCUCAUGACCAUCGCGGUCGGCACGGACUACUGGCUGUACUCCCGCGGCGUCUGCAAGACCAAGUCCAUGAGCGAGAACGAGACCAGCAAGAAGAACGAGGAGGUGAUGACCCACUCGGGGCUGUGGAGGACGUGCUGCUUGGAAGGAAACUUCAAAGGGAUGUGUAAACAGAUAGACCACUUUCCAGAGGAAACAGAUUACGAAGCGGACCCAUCUGAGUACUUCUUGCGUGCGGUGCGAGCCUCCAGCAUCUUCCCCAUCCUCAGUGUCAUCCUGCUCUUCAUGGGGGGCCUGUGUAUAGCUGCCAGUGAGUUCUACAAGUCACGCCACAACAUCAUCCUCAGCGCGGGAAUCUUCUUUGUGUCUGCAGGCCUGAGCAACAUCAUCGGGAUCAUCGUGUACAUAUCAGCUAACGCAGGGGACCCUUCAAAAAGCGACUCCAAGAAGAACAGCUACUCAUACGGCUGGUCCUUCUACUUUGGUGCCCUCUCCUUCAUCAUGGCCGAGAUGGUGGGCGUCUUGGCCGUGCACAUGUUCAUCGACCGCCAUCGACAGCUCCGAAUAGGGGCCCGCGCAGCCGACUACCUCCAAGGCUCGGCCAUAACGCGGAUCCCCAGCUACCGCUACCGCUACAGACGCCGCUCGCGCUCCUCUUCCCGCUCCACAGACCCAUCACACUCCCGCGACACCUCGCCGGUGGGCCUCAAGGGCUUCAGCGCGCUGCCGUCCACGGAGAUCUCCAUGUACACGCUGCCCCGGGACACCCUCAAGUCCUCCGGCACGCCCACCGCCACCUACAACUCUGAGAGGGACCACAACUUCCUGCAAGUCCACAACUGCAUCCAGAAGGACCUGAAAGACUCGAGCCACACCAACACAGCGAACCGCCGCACCACGCCGGUAUGAGGGAGUCGACACAGGCCAGGCCAGCCCGGCGAAGACCAGGAGACACGGGAACCCCUGUGGGUGCAGAACGCCCCAGGAGAAGAUGGAUUUCCAUGUUUAUAGACAUUUGUUCUUUUUGUUCAGCUGCAUGACUUUUCCAUUACCAUUGUUGAGAGAGUUUCAACAGAGUCUGCUGUGUUCCUGGAUCGAAUGGCAGAAGCGUGAGAAUGGGUCGGGUUGUCCCGAGAGAGCGACAUCUGUCAUUUUAUGCGCAGGGUUUGUUGAUGAGGUUUG
Molecule: messenger RNA, 1485 nt
Organism: Chelmon rostratus (copperband butterflyfish)
Lineage: Eukaryota; Metazoa; Chordata; Actinopteri; Chaetodontiformes; Chaetodontidae
Gene: cacng2a
Product: calcium channel, voltage-dependent, gamma subunit 2a
Exons: 4
Coding region: 226-1212 (328 amino acids)
Biological process (GO): positive regulation of synaptic transmission, glutamatergic; calcium ion transmembrane transport; neurotransmitter receptor transport, postsynaptic endosome to lysosome
Cellular component (GO): voltage-gated calcium channel complex; AMPA glutamate receptor complex; postsynaptic density membrane
Molecular function (GO): voltage-gated calcium channel activity; channel regulator activity
Source: RefSeq, a predicted model, not a curated record